Prosopis cineraria is the source of this 1782-nucleotide messenger RNA. RefSeq names its product rhomboid-like protein 15. The record is from RefSeq and is a predicted model, not a curated record. Gene Ontology annotation, cellular component: Hrd1p ubiquitin ligase ERAD-L complex; endoplasmic reticulum membrane. Gene Ontology annotation, biological process: endoplasmic reticulum unfolded protein response. Lineage: Eukaryota; Viridiplantae; Streptophyta; Magnoliopsida; Fabales; Fabaceae. The coding region runs from base 291 to 1523 and encodes 410 amino acids. Gene Ontology annotation, molecular function: ubiquitin-specific protease binding; serine-type endopeptidase activity; misfolded protein binding. The transcript is spliced from 13 exons.
UACCAUAAUUUUGUAACGUUGCACGCGUAUCCGGAACGAAACGUCGUACGGCUCUCAAUUUCCACGUCCGUCGUUGCUCGAAUCCACCGGCUUGGUGCACGACCAACAAGGGACCCAUUCAACUAUCCAACUGUGGGUUGAUUUGUAAGGUGAGAUCCGAACCUUUCCGGAAGUCUGCAAUACAGUCAACCCCUACAAUGCCACAUCUGAAGUCUGAUCCUGUAAAUUCGUGACUGUCAGAGCUCAGAGCUGUCAGCUUAAGUGGGAGUUCCUUGCCAAGAGCCAGAAUUAUGAGACCGCAUAUAGUUACUGAGGCAAGUGUGCCUACUAGGUUGAGUCAUUGGUGGCAAAGCAUCCCAUUUCUCACUUCGACAGUGGUGGUUGUUUGUGGAAUAAUUUACUUCGUUUGUCUCUUGGUUGGAUAUGAUUCCUUCAGUGAGAUAUGCUUCUCGCCGUCUGCUGUUGUAUCACAGUUCCAAGUUUACAGGAUUUACACCUCCGUUCUUUUUCAUGGUUCACUUCUUCAUGUUCUCUUCAACAUGAUGGCUUUAGUUCCAUUGGGCUCUGAAAUGGAGAGGAUCAUGGGUUCAGUUCGCUUGCUAUAUGUGAUUGUGUUGUUAGCAACUAGCAAUGCUAUAUUUCAUGUUCUCAUAGCACUCCUGGCGGCACACAAUCCUUUUAAUUCAUAUGAUUACUUCAUGAAUGAGUGUGCAAUAGGCUUCUCAGGAAUUCUAUUUUCAAUGAUUGUAAUAGAGACAAGCUUGAGUGGUGUUCAAUCUAGAAGUGUCUUUGGACUCUUUAAUGUUCCUGCAAAGUGGUAUGCAUUCAUUUUGUUGGUAGUGUUCCAGCUUCUCAUGUCAAAUGUCUCUCUACUUGGACACCUAUGUGGCAUUUUAUCUGGGUUUGCUUAUACAUACGGUUUGUUUAAUUUCGUCUUACCCGGGAUAUCAUUUUAUUCUGCCAUUGAAACCUCCUCUUUGCUUACAUCAUGUGUGAGACGGCCCAAAUUCAUUGUUUGCACUGGUGGAAACUCUUCAGGUUACGUUCCUACGCAUUCAAGUGAAAAUUCAACAUCUAGUGGAUUUCUUUCUGGAAAUUUAUGGGGAAACCUGUCAUCUUUGAUGCCACAAAGGCAAGUUUCCUCUCAGCAACCAGUACAAGACGACAGGUUCCCUGGGAGGGGAAGGACCCUGGGUUCUGGUCAAGGUCAACAAGCUUCUGCUGUUAGUUCAGAGUCAAAUCUGCAAGCUAGACUCUUGGACAAUAACAAUUCGGGCCAUCCUUUAGACUCAUCAACUCAUGGUACUGCUCAACGAAUAUCAGAUGGAAGGCAGGCAGGUUCGAAUAAUGUUGCAACAGCAUUUGUAGGUGUACCGCAGCAUCAGGGUGCAGUGGCUUCUGAUGAAGAGAUAAAAAAACUUGUAUCAAUGGGCUUUGAUAGGACCCAGGUGGAAGUAGCAAUGGCAGCUGCGGAUGGGGAUCUGAACGUCGCAGUGGAAAUACUUAUGAGCCAGCAGGGUUAACACUUGCAUGCGAGCUUGUGCUGGAUUCCUGAAGACUUGUUUGAGAGCUCUGUUCACGCACUGCCUUCGUGUGCUCUAAUCAUGCCAUUCUGUGGUCUUGGACCACUACAGUUUGCUGACUGCCAUUCCAUUCUGACAUCAAUUAGCAUAGUUGAAUUUCUGUAACAGCAUAGCAUGUAUUAAUACCCACAACACUAAACAAAGGUGGAAAAUGUCUGAAAGAAUGUGCAAGUGAAAGGUUACAGCCAAAUUCAUGUCA